Molecule: messenger RNA, 2439 nt
Organism: Grus americana (Whooping crane)
Lineage: Eukaryota; Metazoa; Chordata; Aves; Gruiformes; Gruidae
Gene: NWD1
Product: NACHT and WD repeat domain containing 1
Molecular function (GO): protein binding
Source: RefSeq, a predicted model, not a curated record
AUGGCUAGAGUGAGACAUACAGGGCAGUCCACGCACACUCAGAAGGUCUACUGCACAAUGAUUGAAUGGGAGAUUGAACAAGGUCUCCUCAAUACCCAGGAGGGCAAUCCAUGGGCUUUCAUAUUCCUCAGAGAGGUUGAGGAUUCCAACAAACAAAUUGGGCAAGGGACAAACAGUGAGCUGUUAGAAAAAGAGGACAAUUUGGAUAGUGAAGCAAAACAGCUGCUCAGCAACCUUGAAGCAAAAAUUGCAAGCCAGUAUCCCAAACACCUCAAAGUACACACAAUGGCAUACAGAAAAGACUUUGGGAACCCUCAGUGCAAGGAGAAUAACAAAUACCCGAAACAACUUUGUGAGCAGAAUUUAUUAGAUAAUGUUUCUCACCUUAUUACGCAGAACAAUGAUAAAACCCACACAACUCUCAUCCUUUAUGGGCCACCAGGCUGUGGAAAAACAGCUGUGAUGUGCAAACUAUCUGAGCAGAUGCAAACUGGUUUAGGGCAAGACAGUGUAGUUGUGAUUCGUUUGCUGGGGACAUCCCAGCUCAGGUCUGCCAUUCACAGCCUGCUGAGGGACAUUUGUCUCCAAGUGUGUUUAGCAUUUGAUUUGCCAUCACCUCCAAACCAGACCAAACAGGCUUGCAGUGAUUUAGUCUCGGUCCUCCCAUAUUUCCUGCUGUUCAUAGGGAAUAUAAAUGGGCUGUCAGACAUGGAGCUGAAGGACAUUUUAUCCCUUAAGGAUGAAGUUCUUAUAGAGAAUCACCACAGCCACCUUCCUUCAAAUAAAACUAUCCUGCGCCAUCCUCCUCUCCACUGGGCACAGCUAUGCAGUGACAUGGGAGAGUGUCUGGAAGAAGGGACGGCAGAUGGCUUCACCCUUCUUUGCUUUGCACACAGGCAAUUUGUUGAAAUGGUGGAGAAUCAUUAUCUAUCAAAACAAGACCAAAUCAAGAGACAUUUUCUCCUGGCAAAUUUCUUCAAAGUAGCCCCUCAGGCACUCUGGUUCUCUGAUACUGUUGCAAAUCUGAGGAAGUUGAGUGAAUUGCCUUUUUAUUUGCUUAAUGCUGGAGGAAUUAAGGAGAUAAAAUGGAAUGUGCUGGGGAAUACGAACUGGAUCAGCUGUAAACCAAUUGUCUCUGGAAUAGAGAACAUUGUUGAUGACUUUGCCACACAUACCAAAUGCAUCAGCUGUCCAGAACUACGCCUUGUGCAGGACACACUUCUCCUUUUGAAGCCUGCAGUCAGCAGUAGACACAGCCCUGGAGAAGUAAGUUUAAUAUACACAGAAAUGUUGGUCAGGCUUCUUUUUUUCGUGCCUUCUUACCCAAAGGUAAUAGGGAAGCUGUGCCAGCAGCGUCUGAGCUGGUGCAGUGUCUGUCCCUACCCUGUUCUCAUUCCACUGCGUGGAUUUCUCCGACCUGGUGGACCCCUACACACAACACUCACCAGAUUCCUCAAAGGUGUCACAGUGAUGGCACUUAGUUCUGAUUACCGGCUGCUGGUGGCAGGUUCCCAGGAUGGCUCAAUGCUUGUCUGGAACAUGGAAGUUUUUGAGAUGCCGCACACUCUCCCUGGGCACUCCACUGAGGUGAGGUGUGUGAAAGGAAAAGGAACCUGUGCUGUUUCAGCUGCCAUGGAUCACAGUCUGCGCAUCUGGAAUUUGAUUUCUGGCAGAGCAAGGUUUAUUAUCCAGGAUACACAUAUCAACGAACAGCCCUCAUCACCUUCAUCCCCAUCUGAGGGAAAACAUUUGCACGGAGUUGGAGGAAGAACAGUGUUGCUGAUUUCCUUGUGUUUCACAGGUGAAGUGUGUGAUAUGCUGGACACCUCUGCCCCAGUGAGAUCUCUGGAAAUAGCCAAGCAAAACCACCUCCUUUUUGCAGGGCUUGUAACUGGAACAGUCCUCAUCUUUCCACUGAACUCCAGGCAGGAUGGAGCAUGCAUCCCACUUCCAGAGUCACAGAAAGCAGUCAACAGCAUGGCAAUCAAGGAGCAGGGAAAGCAGCUUGCCAUAGCAUACGAUGAUUUAGUCCUUAUGCUGGAUAUUAACCCUGCAGAUCCAUGCCCAGUGAUCAACAGGAUCACCUACACCUAGGUCCCUGGCUCUCUGGCUUCUAGAGUGGCUGUCCUUGCAGAUUGCAGAGUCCCAUAAGGCAUGACUAAGGGCCUAGUCCUUUAUGACUGCCCUCAGGCCCAAGUGUUUCCUUUGGAAGGUCACAGAAGCAUCUGUUUGGAAAGCAGCCACGGAGAGCAGUGGGCACUCAGUUGAUCUGAAGAUUCCCUGCAGUGUCUCUGGGACUUGGAGUUCUCUCAGCAGGAACAUGAGAUGUGCUAUUAUAAGGUGCAUUGCUGUGCUUGCUUCUCAAAAGAUGAUAAGUACUUGUACACUGGGAUGCUGGAUCAGUCCAUUACAGUCUGGGAUGUUGCAAGUGGUGAGUAA